AACCCCCAACCUCAGCCCCGAAGUCUGUUUAUAAUGUAUGAUCUAAACGACGCUCCGUCCAUUGAUUGGCUUUUCUUCUGUUAACUACGAUACUCGCUCCAUUUCAUUUCGUACGUAAUUUCUCUCAAAACUCUCAUCAAUGGCGUCCUCGAAACGCGAGUUCGCGCGUGAAGACGAUGCUCAACCUGAACAACCCGAGUCCAAAAGGAUAAGGUCUGAUGCCGAUGGUUCCGAUUCUCCAAAAAUACAGCCUUGCAGGAACUCCGUUGUUCUCAAUCCCGCUGAUUGCAACUUAGAUUUCGACAUUGGAGAUGAUGGUCUUAAAGGUUCUGCCCUUCAUGAGGAGGGGUUUGCUUAUUGCUGGUCUGGUGCUCGUGCAAAUUUUGGAAUCACUGGAGGGAAGUAUUGUUUUGGUUGCAAAGUCACAUCAGCCCAGCCGGUUAAUAUGGAAGACACACCCCCAGAUCAGCAGCAUCUCUGUCGUAUUGGUAUUUCUAGAGGAGAUGGUGCAGUGGGAAGCCUUGGGGAGACUCUACACGGCUUUGGUCUGGGGGGAACAGGAAAAUUUUCUACUGCUGGAAAAUUUUCAGAUUAUGGUGAAAAGUUUGGGGUUGGAGAUACAAUUGUGUGUGCUGUAGAUCUUGAAAGUAAACCAUUGGCUUCUAUAGGCUUCGCCAAGAAUGGAAAAUGGUUGGGCAUUGCAAAAGAAUUUGAUGCUGGUCCGAGGGGUCUUGGAGUGUUGGAUUCUCCCAUUAAAGAGCUACAAUGGGAAUCAGCCCUCUUUCCUCAUGUUCUAUUAAAGAAUGUUGUGGUUCAGUUGCAUUUUAGUGUUGAAGAUGGACUUGUACCUGAAGAAGGAUAUAAACCAUGGGCUUCUGCUCUUGAAGAUGGGAAUGCAAUAAUGGGACCUGUUUUCCCUGACAUAAGAGAUUGUGAAGUAAUGAUGAUGGUGGGUUUACCCGCUUCUGGUAAGACUACAUGGGCAGAUAAGUGGGUUAAAGAACAUCCAGAAAAGCGUUAUGUUUUGCUUGGGACAAACCUGAUUCUGGAUCAGAUGAAGGUUCCUGGGCUAUUGCGCAAGCACAAUUACGGCGAACGAUUUGAUCACUUGAUCAGUCGAGCAAAUGCAAUAUUUGAUAUCCUACUGUCCAGGGCUGCCAGAACUCCUCACAAUUAUGUUAUUGAUCAAACUAAUGUUUUCAAGAGUGCACGCAAACGUAAAUUGCGACCGUUUGCUAAAUUCCACAAGAUCGCUGUUGUGGUAUUUCCAAAACCAGAGGAGCUGAAAUUUCGUGCAGAUAGAAGAUAUAAAGAAAUGGGAAAGGAAGUUCCAGCUGAUGCUGUGAACAAUAUGUUAGCUAAUUAUGUUCUGCCCAUGAGCAAGGACAUGCCUGGUUCAGAUGAAUUUUUUGAUCAGGUUAUAUUUGCUGAACUUGGUCGGGUAGAAGCACAAAUAUACUUAGAGGACAUGAAGCAUGGUUUAAAUACCAACUCUGCUCCAUAUUAUCAGGAAACUUCUGUGGCCUCAUCAAUGGGGCCUUCAGUGCAGAAUCAAGGAGUGGGUGGUGGCAAUUGGGGAAGUUCUGAUCCUCCUCAUGCAUUGGGCCCGCGGCAUCUAUUGAACUAUGGGCACCAAAUGGCCAACCAACAGGUGCAGACACUAUAUCAAGGACAAGGAUACUGCUCUGGUGCAUAUCAAAGCUAUCAAUAUCACUCUGUAUCUAGAGCACCUGCACCUUAUAGUUCUAAUGAAAAUUUUGGUCCACCACACAAUGGGUACCUCAGAAGUUAUGGUGCUAUUCCUGCUGACCCAUACCAGAGCUACGGGCCUGUAGACCGCUGCAGCAGACCAAAUCUUGAUGUGAAGAGUACUGCAAUUUAUGCCGCUCCUACAUUUGACGCGUAUAGGAAUACUUCAAUUGAAGCUUCCCAGGUUGGAACAAUGAGGUCGCCUUCAUUUACAAACGCUGGAGGUCCUCAAAGUGUGCAGGCUCCCAUUGCACCCACAUAUGCUCCUAGUGCUUGCCCUCCUUAUGGUUCACAUUAUGGAACUUCUACUCGGCCAAUGUCUACAUUAUCAACUUCCUCACCAAGGCCCCCAUACAGAAAUAUGCCUAAUGUUCUGCAGCAUCCAGAUGGAUAUAACCCUCGUUGUACAAGCAAAAAAUAUCAGAAAGAAAGAAAAGAAGUUUUGGGGGCUUAAUUAGGAGGAAGCGGGAAAGGUGACUGUUGAGUUUUAAUAUAAGUAUCGAAUAAGUCUGUGCAACUAGCCAUGCGGGAUGGCAGGUAAGUACAAUAUUUAUAGUGUCAAACAUUACCAGCGAGUGCACGUGACGAAUUCAUUCCGACAAUCUAACUGUAUGACUAUCGAAAAGGCUUUGUUUGAUAUUAUGAAUUCAAAAAUAUUAAUCGGGUUUGCAUGAUUUUCAUUUUUUUUUACAUGAUUUGAAAGAAAAAGCUCAAUCUCAGCUGGAUGAGGUUUGUUAAGCUUAUCUGCCGAGCUUUUAACCUUUACAUUUUGAAAGAGAGAACGAAGAUGGGUAGCCUUCUUCCAUUUUGGUGUUUGUGAGCUUCUUGAAUUAACUUUUCAACAUCUAGAUUCUAUUGUAAUCUCAUGAUGAUUUAUAUCCGACUAUAUGAAAAGGGUCUGCAUGUUCCUAUGCAUAUAUAUAGACUGCCCAGUAACUUGCAUGUAUAGGGCUGAUAGGCAAAUGCCUGUGAUGGCCCUUGUAUAAUACAUACGAUAGUGUAUAUUUUUUUGAGUAUAUACUAUCCCAUAUUCAAGUC
This is a messenger RNA of Manihot esculenta (cassava), 2787 nucleotides long. RefSeq names its product heterogeneous nuclear ribonucleoprotein U-like protein 1. Lineage: Eukaryota; Viridiplantae; Streptophyta; Magnoliopsida; Malpighiales; Euphorbiaceae. The transcript is spliced from 10 exons. Bases 140 to 2203 code for a protein of 687 amino acids. Gene Ontology annotation, molecular function: protein binding. The record is from RefSeq and is a predicted model, not a curated record.